Rosa chinensis is the source of this 2201-nucleotide messenger RNA. Its product is annotated as cellulose synthase-like protein H1. The record is from RefSeq and is a predicted model, not a curated record. Gene Ontology annotation, molecular function: cellulose synthase (UDP-forming) activity; mannan synthase activity. Lineage: Eukaryota; Viridiplantae; Streptophyta; Magnoliopsida; Rosales; Rosaceae. Gene Ontology annotation, biological process: plant-type primary cell wall biogenesis; cellulose biosynthetic process. Gene Ontology annotation, cellular component: plasma membrane; trans-Golgi network.
GCAUGCACCAGGACCAAGUAUACUAGGAGAUAAAGAAAGAGGCAAAGCUGUCAGAUACCACUGUAAUGGCAGAUUCUCUAUCUCUUCCUCUAUGUGAAAAAACCAGUGUUAAAGUUUGUACACUGCGGAGAGCCCUAGAAAUUGUAAUUUCAGUCCUCUUCAUUUGUCUCCUUGCUUAUCGUCUCUUCUCUCUCACUGACCAUGGCAUUCCAUGGCUUCUCGCCUUCCUCUGCGAGUCUUGGUUUGCCAUCAAUUGGGUUCUCAACCUCAUCACCGUAUGGACUCCCAUGGAUUACAAAACGUACCCCAACAAUCUCUUGCUACAGGUGCCGGAGCUUCCUGCGGUGGACCUGUUUGUAUCAACGGCAGAUCCAGUGCUAGAGCCGCUUAACGUCAUGGUGAACACUGUCCUGUCUUUGCUGGCGGUUGAUUACCCAGCUCAUAAGCUAGAUUGCUACGUAUCCGAUGACGGGUGUUCCCCCCUCACCCUUUUUUCUCUCAUUGAAGCCUCAAAGUUUGCUAGGAUUUGGGUUCCCUUCUGUAAAAAGCAUGGCAUUCAAGUAAGGGCACCUUUCAGAUACUUCUCUGCGGACGAGUUCACAUUGCGAAGUGAUAGUACACCGGAGUUGCUUCUAGAACGGACAAAAGUGAAGGAUGAGUAUGAAAAUCUCUGCCAAAAGAUUAAAGAUGGCCAUCAUUCGGUACCCCUUGAUAUUUCUGAAGACUAUGCAACUUUUGCCCACACAGAUAAUAACCAUCCUACAGUGAUCAAGGUAAUAUGGGAGAACAAACAAAGGCUUUCAAAUGGAUUACCACAUUUAGUUUAUGUAGCCCGAGAAAAGCGCCUGAAUCACCCACAUCAUUACAAAGCCGGGGCAAUGAAUGUUUUGACCAGGGUCUCUGGGGUGAUGACAAAUGCUCCAUUUAUGUUGAACGUGGACUGCGAUAUGUAUGCCAGCAAUUCGAAAAUUGUUCUUCACGCAAUGUGCUUAUUGCUGGGUUUCAAUAUGAAAAACAAUGUGCAUUCGUGAUUUGUUCAAUGUCCCCAAAUCUGCUAUGACUAUUUGAAAGAUGACCCAUUUGGAAACUCAAUGACCUUGCCUUUAAAAACUUUUUGGCCAGGGAUUGCUGGGAUCCAAGGACCACUGUAUGCAGGAACUGGAUGUUUUCACAGACGUAAAGUUAUCUAUGGUUUAUCCCUACAAGAUAGUAUAGGUCAUAUUCAAGGAAAUUUAGACGUUGAGGCACUGAAAGACCGCCACAAGACCUAUCCAGUGCUGCUGAAGAGGCAUGUAAAGUACGUUGCUCGCUGUGGGUAUGAGCAUAGCACAUCCUGGGGAAAACAGGUAGGCUGGAUUUAUGGGUCGAUAACUGAAGACCUUCUAACCGGGAUGAAGAUCCACGCAAGGGGAUGGAAAUCCAUCUUAUGCAAGCUGGAUCCACCAGGCUUUGUUGGGUCUGCACCUAAAAGUGUGCCAGUUAUGCUAACCCAAAGGAAGAGGUGGAUCACAGCACUCCUAGAAGUUUUGUUCAGCAAAAACAGUCCUAUCUUUUCCACCCUCAAUGCCAAGCUCGAGUUUAGGAUGUGCUUGGCUUACAUCUGGAUCCUAAUAUAGGGCUUACACUGUAUCCCUGCUUUAUGCUAUUCUCUCCUGCCAGCCUACUGUAUCAUUACCAACUCUCAUUUCCUUCCCAAGAUAGAAGAACCGGCUCUCCUAAUGUUUGCGGCUCUAUAUCUUGCUAACAACUUAUACACUCUGUAUUUUUACCUUGAAUCUGGUCUAUCAAUCACUGCAUGGUGGAAUUAUCAAAGAAUGGGGCCACGAAACACUGUAUUAUCGACAACUUCUUUGCUAUUUGGGACCAUGAGUGUGGUACUCAAGCUUGUGGGGAUUUCUGAGGUGAUAGUUGAAGUCACACAAAAGGAUGAAUAUUCCUCUAGUGAUGAUGAUCACAAUGCCAAUGAUGCUAAUGCUGGCAAGUUCACUUUCGACGAGUCUCCAAUAUUUGUACCACCUACGACCCUCUUGUUUGUGCAUUUAACAGCGUUGGCUAUGAGAUUGUUGGGAGUGAAAUUACCAGUAGCUCUACAAGUGACGACAGGAGGGGAGAAAGAGAGAGAUGGAGAAUUGGGGUUGUUGUCUUGCCGCACCUCUCUUACUCAGGUAAUUGAGGGAUUGGAGAUGACUAAAGUCCUAUGA